This is a messenger RNA of Nicotiana attenuata, 3717 nucleotides long. RefSeq lists its product as uncharacterized. The transcript has 6 exons. Lineage: Eukaryota; Viridiplantae; Streptophyta; Magnoliopsida; Solanales; Solanaceae. The record is from RefSeq and is a predicted model, not a curated record. The coding region runs from base 1 to 3717 and encodes 1238 amino acids. Gene Ontology annotation, biological process: DNA integration. Gene Ontology annotation, molecular function: nucleic acid binding.
AUGGCAGAGGAGCAACCCAUGGCUAUUCAGGAGGUGGCAAUGCCCAGCAUUGCUAAUGUCACCUCCAAUGUUGCAGCUGGGGGUCAAGUGUUGGAGAAAAGCUUUGACGAGAUAUAUGCUUUGUUGAACAAAUUUUCCAAGAGCAAUCCGGAUUGGCAAGGAGAGAUGGGCAGACACACAGUGCAUAAAUCUGCAGGGGUUCUUGAGUUAGAUGUCAUCUCAGCAUUAUCAGCGCAGAUUGCUACACUAGCCAAUCAAAUCAACCAGAUGAACUUGAGUAUCAACAAGCAACAAGCACAACCGGUGCAACAGGGCACUCAGAAUCAAUACAGGCCUCAAGCUCCUCAACAGCAAUAUAGACCACCUCAGGUUGAACAACAAGAGAGUCCUACAGGUCACCUUGAAGACAUGUUUAAAAAGAUGAUGGCUGAACAGCAAGCCCUCGCCACAACAGUAAGAAAUUUGGAGCGUCAAAUGGGACAGCUUGCUAGUGCUCAAAACACUAGACCAGCUGGAGCUCUUCCAAGUGACACUGAAGCCAAUCCUAGGGCGGCCCUUAAUGCCAUAUCAUUGAGGAAUGGGAGACAGCUAGAGGAAGUUCUAUCUAAAAAGAGGAAACAGGUGACUUUUAAUGAGAUGCCAGUCAUUGUAGAAUCCACAUCAGGGAAAGCGAAGGAGUCAGAGAAGCCAUCUGGAGGGGCGGUGGCUGAGCAAUCCCCACAAUUGGUUGCAAGGCCACCACCUCCAUUCCCUCAAAGACUGCAGAAAUUGCGAGAUAAUGCCACAUAUAAAAAGUUUCUUGAUAUCUUGAAGCAGGUACAAAUUAAUAUUCCAUUUGACAUCUUACAAGAAGUACCCAAAUAUGCAAAGUACAUCAAGGACAUUGUGGCAAAUAAAAGGAGGCUGGCCGAGUUCGAGACUAUGGCACUCACUGAGGAGUGCAGUUCCAGAAUUCAAGUUGGGGUUGGUGAACCACGCCCAACAACAGUUAUCUUACAGUUAGCUGACCGCUCCCUUGCUCAUCCUGAGGGAGUCAUUGAAGAUGUGCUAGUGCAAGUGGAGUCUUUUAUCUUCCCAGCUGAUUUCAUCAUCCUUGAUUAUGAGCCUGAUCAGGAAGUCCCAAUUAUUUUGGGGCGUCCAUUCUUAGCCACGGGCCGAGCUAUUAUUGAUGUUUGUGAAGGAAAGAUGACGAUGAGAGUGGGUGAUCGAGUGGAGGUAUUCAACGUUUAUAGAGCACUCAAGUUACCAGCCCACUAUGAAGAAUUGUCCAUGAUCUCUGUGGUAGAAGGUGAUGCCACGUCGUUAGUACCUUAUAUGAGCCCUGCAGAUCCUGUUGAACGUGUAUUGAUUGGGGACAUAGAAAAUGGUGAUGAUGAAAGGAUGGGAGAAAUUGAGCAAGUGCUGGAUAUGUCCUGCUGUUAUGUACAUGGGGUUAGAAAAUUUGAAGAAUUGGACAGGCCUGUCACUCUGACCCUCCCCAGGCCAUCUAUUGAAGAAGCUCCGAAGCUAGAACUCAAGCCACUUCCAGCGCAUCUGCGCUAUGCUUAUUUGGGGAACUCAGAGACACUGCCCGUGAUUAUUUCAUCCAGCUUGACCAGCACUCAAGAAGAAAAAUUGCUCAGGGUCCUCCGCGAGCAUAAAAGGGCCAUUGGGUGGACUAUAGCUGACAUCAAGGGUAUUAGUCCAUCGUUUUGCAUGCAUAAAAUCUUUCUAGAGGACGGACACCGCCCCAGUGUAGAGCAGCAAAGGAGAUUGAAUCCUAUCACGAAGGAGGUUGUGAAAAAGGAAGUAAUCAAGUUGCUCGAUGCAGGUAUCAUUUUUCCUAUUUCUGAUAGCAACUGGGUAAGCCCGGUUCAAUGUGUGCCCAAAAAGGGAGGAAUGAUUGUAGUUGAGAACGAGAAGAAUGAGCUAAUCCCCACUCGCACUGUUACGGGAUGGAGAGUCUGCAUUGAUUAUAGAAGGCUCAAUAAGGCAACUCGCAAGGAUCACUUCGCACUCCCAUUCAUCGAUCAAAUGCUAGACAGGUUGCUUGAAAAGGAUGUGACCUUCAACUUUGAUGAUGCUUGCCUCAACGCAUUUGAAGAACUUAAAAAGAAGUUGGUGACUGCUCUCAUUAUUGUGGCACCGGAUUGGUCUUUACCUUUUGAACUUAUGUGUGAUGCGAGUGAUCAUGCUAUCGGGGCAGUGUUAGGCCAGAGGAAGGACAAGGUGUUUCAUUCCAUCUACUAUGCAAGUAAGACUCUUGAUGAUGCCCAACUGAAUUACACCACCACUGAGAAGGAGUUGUUAGCUGUUGUGUGGGCCUUUGAGAAAUUCCGGGCAUACUUGGUGGGAACAAAAGUCAUAGUCCAUACCGAUCAUGCAGCUAUCAGGUAUUUGUUUACCAAAAAGGAGUCUAAGGCUAGAUUGAUGCGCUGGGUUUUAUUGCUGCAGGAAUUUGAUGUAGAAAUACGAGAUCGAAAGGGGACAGAGAACCAGGUAGCUGACCAUCUAUCAAGGUUGGAAAAUCACGAUCACGUGGAGGAGGGUAGCCAAAUUAAAGAAGUAUUUCCUGAUGAGCAACUUUUUGCUAUAACCCAAGACCCUCCCCCAUGGUACGCAAACUAUGUAAAUUAUCUUGUGAGUGGGGUACUUCCUCCCAAAAUCCAAUCUAAAGCUAGAAAGAGGUUUUUACAUGAUGUGUUCUACUACUGGGAUGAGCCAUAUUUGUACAAGCAAUGUGCUGAUCAGUUGAUGAGGAGAUGCAUUCCUGAAAAAGAGAGAAGGGGAACAAUCACAGGGAAGCAUGAGGUGCCUUUAAAUAACAUUCUAGAAGUUGAGCUUUUUGAUGUGUGGGGGAUAGAUUUUAUGGGGCCAUUUCCACCGUCCAGAGGAAACAAGUACAUUUUGCUAGCCGUUGACUAUGUGUCAAAAUGGGUGGAGGCAAUUGCUUUGCCAACGAAUGAUGCCAUGGUGGUAGCUGCUUUUGUGAAAAAGAACAUAUUCUCGAGAUUUGGGACUCCACGUGCCUUAAUCAGUGAUGAAGGGACUCAUUUUUGUAAUCGAUUGUUGAAUAACCUUCUAGCUAAAUAUGGAGUUCACCACAGAGUUGCCACAGCAUAUCAUCCACAAACAAGUGGGCAAGCUGAGGUGUCAAACAGAGAAAUCAAGCAAAUAUUGGAGAAGACAGUGAGUGUGAAUAGGAAGGAUUGGGCUGCAAAGUUGGAUGAUGCUCUAUGGGCAUAUAGAACUACAUAUAAAACGCCAAUUGGAGCGUCCCCUUACAAGCUGGUCUAUGGGAAGGCAUGCCACCUGCCCGUUGAGCUUGAACACAAAGCAUACUGGGCCAUUAAGAAGCUGAACAUGGACCUUGAAGCCGCAGGUGAGAAAAGACUUAUGCAGUUGAAUGAAUUAGAUGAGUUCAGGUUGCACUCUUAUGAAAAUGCUAAGCUAUAUAAAGAAAAGACAAAAAGAUGGCAUGACAAGCAUAUCAAGCCGUGUCACUUUGAGCCAGGCCAACAAGUAUUGCUAUUCAAUUCUAGACUACGGUUGUUCCCUAGGAAGCUAAAGUCGAGAUGGUCAAGUCCGUUUGAGGUGGUGAGAGUUACUCCUUAUGGUGCAAUCGAGCUGCGAGCUUUAAAUGGCGAAAGGAAAUUUUUGGUGAAUGGUCAUAGAGUCAAGCAUUAUUGGGGAGGAAUGAUUAAUUGUGAGAAGACCAAGGUUGUACUCGCUGAUUAG